Messenger RNA from Penicillium macrosclerotiorum, 1380 nucleotides. RefSeq lists its product as uncharacterized. The record is from RefSeq and is a predicted model, not a curated record. Gene Ontology annotation, biological process: protein phosphorylation; intracellular signal transduction; intracellular monoatomic cation homeostasis. The coding region runs from base 1 to 1380 and encodes 459 amino acids. Gene Ontology annotation, molecular function: ATP binding; protein serine/threonine kinase activity. The transcript has a single exon. Lineage: Eukaryota; Fungi; Ascomycota; Eurotiomycetes; Eurotiales; Aspergillaceae.
AUGAAGGACGGACAUCGCCAGCAUCAGGUCACCUGUACUGUUGGUUCGGUGCACCGACCUACUCCUUCUGCUGCUCAUCAUCACUAUGUGACGGGGGUCAAGGGGGCUUCUCAAAAAUCUCUGGCCAUGGACAACGCAUGCCAGAGCAACAAGCCCGGCUUCGCCAUGUUCAGCAAGGAGGGCCAACAUAGCCUAGCUUCGCUCUUGACAGAUCACCAGCCAUUGAUGGUGCAUUCCGACACGUCGACGUCCGUCAACACCUCCACCUCAUUAUCGCCUCUGAUCUCGACAUCAAGAGCCCGACCCCCCUUCUCCGACAAGUACGGUCGUUGUCUCGAAAUCCUCCAUUAUGGCACAAGCAGCACCGUCCGCCUCCAUCAGAUGAAACCCUCAAUAUAUAGCCCCAAAUCCAAACAGCUGCUAGCAAUCAAGAUUUACCGCCAGGAUAUCCUUGACACACAGAAGAAUCCCCGGGCUCGGACAUCAAUAUGCUCGGCGGGAUCCAUCGCCGAACUACAUCCCCACCAUCCAAAUAUUCUCCCGAUAACCGAUAUCCUCUACAAUGAACGCUCGGAGCUUUGCGUGGUCACACCUUACUGCGCCGGCGGAGACCUACACGAACUUAUCUCUCGAACCGGGCCCUUGCCCACCGCGGAGGCGGACUGCAUUGUGGCCCAGGUCCUCCGUGCCUUGGAGUUUCUCCACAAACAGAAUACCGCGCAUCGCGAUCUGCGGUUAGAAUCUGUUUUGCUCACCGGUAACGGCGCGAUCAAAUUAGCUGGGUUUGGGGACGGGCAUAUACGGCGGAUAUGGGCCAAGUGCGCGAUCCCUUCAGAGCCCGAUGAGGAAUCGCCGCAUUCCGAUUCCCCUUCACAGCACUCCUGGUCAUUCUCCUUCCCGGGGAUCCUCUCCUCCUUCUCACGCCUGAACUCCUCCACACGCCAUAAGGUAGAUGGGGCACACUCGACCGUCUCUCUCCCGGGGAUGAGUCUCCCCUACGCUCCGCCCGAGGUCUUCUACUCCCAGUCUCGGCGUCGGUCUCGACAAGAUGACCUUUACAUUCAUGAGAAUGAAGAAGAAGAAGAGGAGGAGGAGGAUAGGGAUCCCCGCCCCGCCGAUGUCUGGGCCACGGCGAUCAUCUACAUGACUCUGCUCAUGGGCCGUCUGCCUUGGCGCAGUGCCCGUCCCCAACGCGAGGAUACACGAUACCUGGAGUAUUUGCGCUGUCGCCAGGAACAGGACGGAUACCCACCAAUUGAAGCUCUCGGCAUGGUUAGUCUACAAGUCCCUCUGUCUUUCUCUGUUCUCCUUCCUGCGUCGAUUCAUCGGCUCUUCUUUUGUUUCUCUUUCAUCUCCUUUCCAUCUCGCAAGACCAGAUAG